Molecule: messenger RNA, 799 nt
Organism: Nicrophorus vespilloides
Lineage: Eukaryota; Metazoa; Arthropoda; Insecta; Coleoptera; Silphidae
Exons: 3
Coding region: 87-737 (216 amino acids)
Source: RefSeq, a predicted model, not a curated record
UUCAUUGUAUUUUUGAAAACUAUUUUCGUGGAAAAAUAACCUAAACUUGGUGCUUUUUGAAAUUACAUCAGUGACAGGUAAUAGAAAUGGUGGGGAGUUGUGAGAAGGGUGAUAACAUUGGUGGUAUAAAAGCAUUGAGAAAGCACCCCGGACCUCACAUUUCUUUAGCAAACAUUCCAAGCGAAACUGUUUCCAAAACGUGCAAAAUGGAGAGCAAAUUCUUUAUCUUCACCUUGAUGUUCAUCGGAGCUUUAAGCGCUUCCCCAGUUUACAAGCACGAAUCGCAGAUGGAAGGAAGAUCUCUGAGCGAAGGCCAAGAAACGAACGCAACUUCACCGAUAAAAGACAACAGCAUGGAUGGUUACUUGGUUCCUGUUAAGGGCAACGAAGAACCAACGGCUCUAUCAACCUUCGUGCCCAAAACCAAGGCAAGAAUUUUCAUUACUACCAUUGCUCUAGCUCUACUUGUGAUUGCUACAGAGAUGGCCGUAGCUAUAAUAACAAAGGUAGCGAUAUACACGUUGGCGGCAUUUUCGGUUUUGGCCCUUUCGUCGGUCAUCUUUAGCAUCCUGUGCACGUUCUCUUCAGUCUGUGUAAACUUCCGACUCUGGUGGUCCGGAUUACCCAGUGACGAGGCAAAACGAUCAACGGAAUCCCUCGAUAACGCUGAACGCUUCGUGAAGAGCUCCAUUCGAAAAUACAGAGUGCAUAGUUCUAACAAAGGCUAUACCUAUUAAACGAAAAACCCUUCACGAUAAUUUUGUUUUUAAAUAAUUUUGUGAUAAAAACUACGCUGCAA